AUGGAUGGCAGUCUCACUAGCAACAUUCGGCGGUGCGCUGAUGAUAAGCUCUCGGGCACUUCGCGAAGACUUCCCUUUGUAGUCGGUUUGGUUGCAGUCGCUGGUGCGACGAUAAUGUUUUGGCUUGCAAAAUCCCCCGCGAUAAUGGUCAUUGCACGCAUGAUGCAGGGAGUGGCUGGGGCUGCCGUAUGGGCUGUUGGAAAUGCUCUCGUGGUCGAUUCAAUGAAAAAAGAGCAGCUAGGAACUGCAAUGGGAUACGUUUCCAUGGCGAUGAACAUAGGAACAAUGGCUGGCCCAGCCUUGGGUGGAAUUCUGUUGGACCGAGCAGGUUAUGAUUCUGUUUUCAUGGUGGCAUUAGCCCUAAUAAGCAUUGACGUCGUACUCCGGUGUCUCAUGAUCGAACCGAAAGCGAAGCAGCAAUUGAAAGCCAUAUCACGCCCCGAGGAUGAAACUGAGCCUUUGCUAAGACGCGCAUCUCUGCCAGACUACCAGGGCUGUGAUGCAGAACAAGACCAUAACCAUGACGAGGAGCAGAGUGCAUUUCCACACAUUGUCUCUACUAGCCGUAUCCCACCAAUUGUCCGUCUGGCUAUGUCUGGACAGCUUUUGGCUUUGCUGGUUGCAAGCGUCGUGGAUGCUUCAAUUUGGACAGCUUUUGAGGCUACUGUCCCCGUGUUUGUCAUCAAGAACUUCAAGUGGGCAUCUUUCGAGAUCGGCAUGUGCUUCUUGGUAUUGACAUUGCCUAGCAUUAUAUCUCCUAUUAUCGGGUCGCUUAUUGACCGCUACGGUCCCCGUAUUGUCUCGGUCAUAUCAUUCUCGUCUCUGGUUCCGAUAUUUUUCAUGUUCCCAUUGGUGAACGACGAAUCUCUACGUUCGCGCGUCCUCUUCGUCUCGUUACUGAUGGGAGCCGGGGUUUCUUUCUCGGCAGUAAUGCUCCCGCUCAUGGUCGAGAUUAGCGAACCUAUUGAGCGUAAGGAGCGAGAGUCCCCCGGCAUCUUUGGGGCGAAAGGCGCUAAUGCACAGGCAUAUGCCCUGCAUGCCAUGGCAUGGGCCUCUGGACAGCUGCUGGGACCGAUUGUGGCAGGGGCGUUAGUUCAAACGAUUGGAUGGCGCAGUAUGAACAUUGUCCUGGCUGUGAUAAGCGGCUUGACAGCCUUGAUGCUUGCUUGUACAAGUGAGAAACUUGCGAUGGUUGGUCACAACGAGCCAGCACCGCCGUGUUCUUGA
Molecule: messenger RNA, 1227 nt
Organism: Talaromyces atroroseus
Lineage: Eukaryota; Fungi; Ascomycota; Eurotiomycetes; Eurotiales; Trichocomaceae
Exons: 5
Coding region: 1-1227 (408 amino acids)
Biological process (GO): transmembrane transport
Molecular function (GO): transmembrane transporter activity
Source: RefSeq, a predicted model, not a curated record